Messenger RNA from Asparagus officinalis (garden asparagus), 1721 nucleotides. RefSeq names its product signal recognition particle 54 kDa protein, chloroplastic-like. The record is from RefSeq and is a predicted model, not a curated record. Gene Ontology annotation, cellular component: signal recognition particle. The transcript has 15 exons. Gene Ontology annotation, biological process: SRP-dependent cotranslational protein targeting to membrane. NCBI's taxonomy places the organism in Eukaryota, Viridiplantae, Streptophyta, Magnoliopsida, Asparagales, Asparagaceae. Gene Ontology annotation, molecular function: 7S RNA binding; GTPase activity; GTP binding. Bases 63 to 1721 code for a protein of 552 amino acids.
AUAUAUCUUAUCUCCAGUAUCCCCUCUUCUUUCUUCUUCUUCUCUAAACUCUCCCCAUCGCCAUGGAAGCUGUCCCCUCCUCAGCCUUCGCCUUCGCUUCCCGCCACAUCCCAUGCCACGUGGCGCUCUGUGGUUCGAGAACCACCCUUAGGCCGAGGUCUCCCUCCAAUUUGUCUUCUCCUUGGACUGGUUCCGGCCUCUCCAUUGCAUCCUCUCGCAAGGACAUCUUUACUAGGGAAGUAUUGAGUUGGGUCAAUUUAAAAUCGAGAAAUUUUGGCAGAAAGAGAUUGUUUAGCGUGAGGGCUGAGAUGUUUGGGCAAUUGACAAGUGGGUUAGAAGCAGCUUGGAGCAAACUCAAAGGAGAAGAUAUCUUGACAAAGGAGAACAUUGCUGAACCAAUGAAGGACAUUAGGAGGGCUCUCUUGGAAGCAGAUGUAAGUUUGCCAGUAGUGCGAAGAUUUGUGGAUGUGGUUAGUGAACGAGCUGUUGGUACUGGGCUGAUUCGAGGGGUGAGACCUGAUCAACAACUUGUGAAGAUUGUAAAUGACGAACUUGUGAAAUUGAUGGGUGGAGAAGUGUCUGAUCUUGUAUUCACGAAGUCUGGUCCAACAGUAAUAGUACUUGCAGGCUUACAAGGUGUUGGAAAGACCACAGUUUGUGCCAAGCUUGCCUUUUACCUAAAGAAGAUGGGGAAAAGUUGCAUGUUGGUUGCUGGAGAUGUGUACAGGCCUGCAGCUAUAGACCAACUCUCAAUUUUGGGUGAAAAGAUAGGUGUGCCUGUUUAUAAAGAAGGAACUCAAGUAAAGCCUUCACAAAUUGCUAAAAAUGGUCUUGAAGAAGCCAAAAAGAAGAAAAUCGACGUUGUCAUAGUGGAUACCGCAGGAAGACUGCAGAUAGAUAAACCAAUGAUGGAGGAGCUGAAGGAGGUAAAGAAGGCUGUAAAUCCAACAGAAUUGUUGCUUGUGGUUGAUGCAAUGACUGGUCAGGAAGCUGCAGCUUUGACCACAGAAUUCAGUACUGACAUUGGUAUUACCGGUGCUGUACUAACAAAGUUGGAUGGUGAUUCAAGAGGAGGAGCAGCUUUGAGUGUCAGAGAGGUAUCAGGAAAGCCGAUUAAGCUUGUUGGUCGAGGGGAACGCAUGGAAGACCUCGAACCUUUCUACCCUGAUCGUAUGGCAGGACGUAUCUUGGGCAUGGGAGAUGUUCUCUCUUUUGUGGAGAAAGCACAGGAAGUUAUGAAACAAGAAGAUGCUGAGAAACUGCAAGAAAAGAUAAAGGGUGCAAAAUUUGACUUCAACGAUUUUCUGAAGCAAACUCGUGCUGUUGCUCAAAUGGGUUCAAUGAGCCGUGUAAUUGGAAUGAUCCCAGGCAUGGGAAAGGUGACUCCAGCUCAAAUCCGUGAAGCGGAGAAAAACAUAAAAAUUAUGGAAUCAAUGAUUAAUGUUAUGACCCCAGAGGAAAGGGAGAAACCCGAGCUACUAGCUGAAUCGUCUACUAGGAGAAAGAGAAUUGCUACAGAGUCCGGAAAAUCCGAGAAGCAGGUGAGCCAGCUUGUUGCGCAACUUUUCCAGAUGCGUGUGCGCAUGAAGAACUUGUUAGGUGUUAUGGAAGGAGGAUCAGGUCCUGAGUUGAGUAAUCUCCAGGAAUCAUUGGAAGCUGAAGACAAGGUCCUGCCUGCCCUACUGCUAGGAAGAGUGAGGUCAGGAUCUAGGAAGAAGUAA